Caenorhabditis elegans is the source of this 1570-nucleotide messenger RNA. It is a transcript of the gene mdt-29, whose product is annotated as Mediator of RNA polymerase II transcription subunit 29. Gene Ontology annotation, cellular component: mediator complex; nucleus. NCBI's taxonomy places the organism in Eukaryota, Metazoa, Nematoda, Chromadorea, Rhabditida, Rhabditidae. The record is from RefSeq and is marked reviewed.
GGAUCUCCAUAGACAUGUCAGGACAAGGACCUCCACCAAGUAUGACGCCGCAGCAACAACAUAUGUUAAUGCAGCAGCAACAGCAGCAACAAAUGAUGCGGCAGCAACAAAUGCAGCAACAACAAAUGCAGCAGCAACGUCAACAGCAAAUACAACAACAGGCUCAACAGCCAUACCAACGAGCUCGAACUCCACAAAUGGUACCACAAGGAGGCUCGCCGGGAGGUGCUCAUCUCCAAAUGCAUCCUCAUCUUCAACCACAAGGACAAAUGCAACCGAGAAGCCCUCUAGUUGGAGCACAGCUUCAGGCUCCCUCGUCGGUGCCCACUGCCGCAAAUCCGACCACUCCACAGAUGAUGCAACAGCAAAUGGGCAUGAAUCAACCAAUGUCUCUUCCGCCAACACACGUCUCACGUCCAGGCUCAGUUGCUCCGCCGUCGUCGGUUCCCGUCAAUUUACAACACACAUCUGGUGCACCCGGGCUCCCGGGCUCACAAAUGGAGCAUCAGUACCCAAUGCAUUUGCAGCCACAACAGCAGACAUUAUCAAGGCCGGGGUCUCAGCAAAGUCAACAUAUUCAACAACCCGGAAGCAUUCAAAGACCUGGAUCGGUUCUAGCUCCAGGUUCAAUACCUCCCGGCGGGCCAGCUUCCCAAACAGGACCCCAAUCGAUUCAAGUCUUCGGACCCGGCUCCGUGCAGCCACCAGGCUCAACACAGGCUCCGUCCUCAGUCCAACCGGCUUCCACAUUCAAUCCAGGCUCGAUUCAGGCUCCGGCAAGCCAGCAGCCGCCUGCAUCAGUUCAACCACCGCCAUCUGCAGCGUCGGGCUCAACUGUGGCCGGUGCGCAGAGCUCCAAAGAGCCGCUGAAACCGAAUGAGGAGCAAAUUCGAAUGGUUCAGGAUCCUGUGGAUUUGGUUCGAAAUUUGGUGCAAAAGGAUCUCAGAAAUUCGUUGGUGGAAAUGAACAAACGCGGUGCGGAGCUUGUGCGUCAGAAACAAGAAGGAGAAGUGAACGAGGAUGGAAAAGCUCAGUACAGCAGAGCCACGAACGAUUUUCAUGCGGUUUGCGAUGAAAUUGACCGUACUUUGACGACAGUAUUGGAGACAGCGAAACAAUUGAGCAAACUUGACAAAGUGUUCUUUGAUCGGAGCUCUCGAGAUCUCGACGGGGAGGUUAUGGUCAAUUCUGUGCAGAAUUUUGUGGAUAAUACUGAAAUUGUACAAAGAAUGUUCGACGACACAAUUGGAAGUGUGACGUCUUCAAUGGAAAGUAUGCGAAGACGACAGAAGAAAUGGGAGGAUCAACACAAAAAUGAUGACGUCGAAAUGAUGGAGUAAAUAUUAGUUAUUUAAUGAUUGUUCUAUUGUUCUCAAAUACAAAAAAGCGUUACAUUUCUGUAAAAUAAAAAAGAUAAUUUGCAUCUAUUUCAGAAAAUCAUUUUCUCAAUGUUAAAUCUUAUUUUUCUUAAUUUCUUGUGUGUUUUCAUCGCUCAAUUAUCGUUUUUCUCUGAGAAUUGAUUUUCCAAUGUAAAAUGAGAGAUCUUCUUGUUUAAAAAUAAUAAUAAAAA